This is a messenger RNA of Seminavis robusta, 645 nucleotides long. The record is from the annotation of a GenBank genome assembly. NCBI's taxonomy places the organism in Eukaryota, Bacillariophyta, Bacillariophyceae, Naviculales, Naviculaceae.
AUGCCAAAUAAUGCCCUGUCGGGGAGAGUGCCUAACACUAUUGGCUUGCUCACAGCAUUGACUCGAUUGGAGUUGGAGAGCAACCAGUUAUCUGGAAACAUUCUGCCUGCAAUUGGGUCGCUCACUAAUUUGGAGGAUUUGAGGUUGAGCAACAACCAAUUGUCAGGGAGUAUCCCUUCGGAGAUUGGCUCCCUGUCAAACCUUUUUCACUUGCUCUUGCAUAACAACAAAUUGUCUGGAAGCGUUCCCAGCAGUCUGUGUUUCAACUUUUUCUUGGAGGAAAUCGGAGUAGAUUGUGCUCCAGAUCCCUUUCCUGUGAACUGCACAUGUGAUGUGUGUCAAUGCUAUGAAAGGGAAGUUGAUACUGACACGCCAACCAGCAGUCCUGAUGUUGACAGUGAGGAUUCUGAGAUGACUACUACCCCUCCAGCCAUCCCACCUUCCAGUGCCUCAGAUAUUGGUGAUGAAGAUUCAACAAGUACAGCCCCUUCAUCUGCUCCCAUGAUGGAUGCUGCAACCCCAACAGCUGCUCCAAUUCUUUCCAAUGGCUCUGAUGUUGCUGUUGAAGUUUCUGCAAGCCACAUCUCCAUUCCUCUUGGUGUCUGUUGGUUGUUUCCAUUCAUACUCCCACUUUUGCCAUUCUAG